Messenger RNA from Trichoplax adhaerens, 1197 nucleotides. RefSeq lists its product as uncharacterized. The record is from RefSeq and is a predicted model, not a curated record. Lineage: Eukaryota; Metazoa; Placozoa; Uniplacotomia; Trichoplacea; Trichoplacidae. Gene Ontology annotation, molecular function: G protein-coupled receptor activity. Gene Ontology annotation, biological process: G protein-coupled receptor signaling pathway. Gene Ontology annotation, cellular component: membrane. The transcript has a single exon. Bases 1 to 1197 code for a protein of 398 amino acids.
AUGGAGUGGAAUUCUACAUCAGCAUGGCAGACAGUCACUGUUUUAGAUCAAUCUAAGCUUAACGGCGAUACCAAUACUAGCAAUGAUACAGUUCUGUUGCAUGUUGGUUUUGUGGGUAUUUAUAGUGCGUUGGGCUUAUUUGGAUUUAUAUCCAAUUUGACCAUAAUGUUAUUAAUCUCAUGUGUUAAAGAAUUGAAAACGCCUAGUAAUUUGCUACUGCUUAACCUAGCUUUUGCCGGUUUAAUUGUAUCUGUCUUUCAUAUUCCAUGGUUUAUAUUAACUCAACAUGUUACUCAAAAUGUUUGGUUAUUUGGUGAAGCUAUGUGCAUCAUUUAUAAUACCGUCAAUUUAUUAUCCAUUCAUUUAAUUUCCUUUACACAAGUUGCAAUAUGUAUUAAUCGGUAUCAAGGCUUAAAUAAUGUGCUAAAAUUCAAGUUAAAAUUAAAUAAUCGUCGUGCCUUUUAUGUUAUUUGUACAAUAUGGAUUUGUGCAUUAGGUAUGUGCAUUCCUUACUUGCUUUACUUGCGUGUUGUAACUUAUCAACAAGAUACGCAAUAUUGUAUUUUACUUAUACCAAGAACCCCUAUUGAUUUUAAUAUUGAUGGUAAAUAUGUUAGCAUAAUUUACUUUAUCUACGCUAUCGUUUAUCUAGUCGUUGCUUAUACAGUACCAUUUCUAACUAUGACUGUCUUGUAUACCUUAACAAUUCGUUACUUAAAACGUACCAAGUUUCGGCAUUUUACGUCAUCUCAUUUUCGACGUCAACAGCUACAACGUUAUGAACCAGAAUAUCGCAUUCGAUCAUUUUCCGAGAUUAAUACACAACAUCGAGAACGUGUUGCCAACAUAUUUUUUGCUUGUGUUGUGCUGUUUGUGGCAUGUAAUUUGCCUUAUGUUAUCUAUUUAUUGCUAUUUAUUAUUCACGUCGUAUCGCGGCGCGAUUUCGUCAGCAUUAAAAAUUAUUUGGCAGUGAUACAAAUGUUUGCUAUCGUCUCUAAUGCUAUCUUGUAUGGUUAUUUCAAUACUGGUAUACAAAAGCAAUGCCUACCAUUUCGGAAAUAUAUUAUUGGUCAAGAAGCGAGUAACAAGACUUACCAAAGUGCAAAAUAUGGCGAAACCGAUCGUAGCAAUCUUAGUAAAGCUAACCAGUUAAAUUGUGCACCUAAAGAAUGUAUUAUUCGAGAAGCAACCGUGUAG